Theobroma cacao (cacao) is the source of this 1129-nucleotide messenger RNA. Its product is annotated as ethylene-responsive transcription factor WIN1-like. Gene Ontology annotation, molecular function: DNA binding; DNA-binding transcription factor activity. Gene Ontology annotation, biological process: regulation of DNA-templated transcription. NCBI's taxonomy places the organism in Eukaryota, Viridiplantae, Streptophyta, Magnoliopsida, Malvales, Malvaceae. The record is from RefSeq and is a predicted model, not a curated record.
GUAGGUUAAUAUAAUUUUAAUGAAGGCGUAGGUGACGAUGUUAAAUGAAAGUUUCUUAGUACAUGACUUUUUGUUCGCCGACAAUGCAUCUUUUCAGUUAAACCUUCCACUGAUUAUCCAUCUCCCCCAUAUAUCUAAUUCUCUGAGCUCUUAUGUACUUCAUCCGUCUCCAUAUAUGAUGCAUCUUCUCUGACCCUUUGUCCGUACCUAUUCCAAUUUCAACUCUCCAUCUGUUUGAGUUAGGCGAAAAGAGAAAGGAAAAAAAAAACCCCCAUCUGUUUCCUAAUUAUGGUGCAAUCAAAGAAGUUUAGAGGUGUCAGGCAGCGACACUGGGGCUCCUGGGUAUCUGAAAUUCGCCACCCAUUACUAAAGAGGAGGGUGUGGCUAGGUACAUUUGAAACAGCUGAAGAGGCAGCUCGAGCUUAUGAUCAAGCAGCCAUCUUAAUGAGUGGCAGGAAUGCGAAAACGAACUUCCCCAUCUCACAAACACCAAGUGGGGACCCAAAAGCAGGCACUGAAAAUUCCCAUUCAUCUCCUCCAAAUGAGUUAUCUGAACUCCUCCAUGCCAAGCUUAGAAAAUGUAGCAAGGCACCUUCUCCUUCUAUGACUUGUCUGAGGCUUGACACUGAGAAUUCUCAUAUAGGAGUGUGGCAAAAGCGGGCAGGAGAGAGCUCAGAUGCCAAUUGGGUCAUGACUGUCCAACUUGAAAAAGGAAAUGCUGAAAUGUCUGCCAAUACAUUGCCUUCCAAGUCCCCAGGGUUAGCAGGGCCUGAACUGAGAGGGGAGAUGGAUGAAGAGGAGAGACUUGCACUGCAAAUGAUAGAGGAGCUGCUUCAUAGGAACUGUUCUUCCAUUGGUGUGCAAGAAGGGGAGGGUAACUUGUUCCUGUAAUCUUUAAUUUCUUGUGCUGUGUGAUUUGAAAAGUCAUGUGUGUUGUAUAGGAUUAUAUAUAUCAUGUCCAUUCAUUGGUGAAUAUAUAUAUAUACAUAUACAUACACAUAUAUUAUCUGUGUAUAUGUGUAUAUAUGUGCAGAAAGGGGAAGGAUACUUUAUAUUAAGCAUUUGAAUUCUAUGACGUAUCAUAAUUAUAGUUACAGCUAUAGAAGGUGUCUAGAAUAAUUACAAGCAA